CAGCCUUUUGGACUCCUGCAACCGCAUCCCUUACCUUAACCCCCCGCCAUCCCUCACAUCCCUUCCAUACCUUUACGGUAAACCCUGUACAGUCUUUUACAGACACAUUUACAUUGAUCACCACACAUAUAUCAUACCUUACUCCUCCAUCCUUUUCUACCUCAUAAACAAAUAUGAAGAUCACCGCCAUCCUCUCCGCCUUGGCCGCAGUCACUUUGGUCUCGGCCGGCAAGUUCCACGAUAUCGGUAACACCGAGAAGACCGUCGCCAACGGAUACAUCCUUGAGUACCAGGAGGGUUUCAGCCACAAGGAUGCUCAGAAUGCGCUCAACUCGCGCAAGGUUGACUUCAAGGUCCGUAACCAGUACAACGUCUUCAACGGAGCUGCCAUCACUGUUCGUUCGAAGCACACUGGCAAAGACCUUGCUUCCCUUCCUGGUGUCAAGAACGUCUGGCCCAUCACUCUUUAUUCCAUCCCAAAGCUCCAGAAGAGCAACAACUCCGAUACCGCUUCUCUUCACACUAUGACUGGUGUUGACAUUGUCCACAAGAAGUACAAGUUGACCGGAAAGGGUGUCAAGGUCGGUGUCAUCGAUACUGGUAUUGAUUACAAGCAUCCUUCCUUUGCUGCCUCUGGUGCUAAGGAGGGAUGCUUUGCUCGCUAUGGCAAGAACUGCCGCGUCAAGUACGGUUGGGACUUUGUUGGUGAUGAUUACGUUGGUGAUAACUCCCCUAAGCCAGAUUCCGACCCUCUUGAUUGCCAGGGACAUGGUACUCACGUUGCUGGUAUUGUCGGUGGUACUGCUGUGGACUCCAAGUCUUCUCCUAAGCCUCCUCAAUCAUUCGUUGGUGUCGCUCCUGAGGUCACUUUCGGUGCCUACCGUGUCUUCGGAUGCACUGGCUCUGCUGGAGAUGAUGUUAUCCUUGCUGCCAUGGAGCUGGCCUUCAACGAUGGCAUGGACAUCAUCAACAUGUCUCUUGGAGGUGGCUCCGCUUACAAGUACAACCCCACCGCUAUCCUCGGUGAGAAGUUGAUUACCCACGGAAUGGCUCUGAUUGGUGCCGCUGGUAACGACGGCUCCCAGGGUGCCUGGAUGGUUACUGACACUGGUUUGGGUGAGAAGGCUUACUCAGUUGCCUCGUUCGACAACGCCUACGGCUUCUACGAUUCAGUCUCAUAUGCUGGAGUUGCUCACCCAUACACCCCUUCGCAGGCCUAUAACAAGCGCAUCACCCUUCCUUCCACCGCCACUCUCGUCCCCAUCUUUGAGAAGAACGGCGCCUUGUCCGAUGGAUGCGAUCCCGCUAUCUUCAACACUGCUGAUGUCAAGGGUAAGGUCGUCCUUGCCUUUGGUGAUGUCACCCGCUGCAAGUCUGGCGCUCGUGGCACCAAUGCCAAGAACGCUGGUGCCGCUGGUAUCCUGAUCCAAACCACUCCUCUUGGCUUGGCCACUUUGGGCGGUAUCCCCGACUUCCCCAUGGGCUCAAUUGAGAACAAGGCUGGUAAUGACAUGCUUGCUGUCUGGAAGAAGGACGCCAAGACCCCCUUGGUUUGGAGCAAGAGCCCCGCUAACUUCCGUGUUGAGGGCGGUGGAGCUCCUUCUGGCUUCUCCUCCUUCGGUUUGGAUGGAGAGCUCCGCUCCAAGCCUGAUAUUGCUGGACCCGGUGGCAACAUCUUGUCAGCUUACCCCCUUGCUAAGGGUGGCUAUGCCGUCCUCUCCGGUACCUCCAUGGCUACUCCCUACGUCGCUGGCAGUCACGCCUUGUACAUGCAGGCCAAGAAGUCCAAGCCCAAUGGUGAUGUUAUCCGUCAGGUCUUCAAGAACACUGCUACCAUCUCGUCCAACUCUGGUUCCAAGACUAAGGCCUCUGCCACCAAGCAGGGUGCUGGUCUCAUUAACGUCUUGAACGCCAUCAAGACCACCUCUGCGAUCUUCCCUGACCGUAUUGAUCUCUUGGACUCCGUUAACUUCAAAAAGUCCGUCAAGAUCACCCUCAAGAACAAUGGCAAGAAGACCGAGACCUACACCUUCUCGCAUGUCCCCGCUGAUACCUUGAACUGGUACGCCAAGGGUAACAAGUAUCCUUCUCCUGAACCUGUGAUUGAGGCCAACUAUGCCACUGUCAAGUUCUCUCAGGACAAGGUUAAGAUCCCCGCCGGCAAGUCUGCAAAGAUCACCUUGUACUUCUCGGAGCCCAAGAAGGCUGAUGCUGCUCAGUUCCCCAUUUACUCUGGAUACGUCGUUGCCACUCCCGAGAAGAGCAAUGUCGCUGUUAACAUCCCUUACACUGGUUUGAAGGGUGAUGUCUCCAAGGUCCCCAUCAUCGACACUGAUUCCGGCUUCCCUGCCUUGGCCCUCAAGGAUGCCAGCGGUGAACUCAAGGAGAUUCCCCCCAACUUUACUUUCGACCUUGUCAACAACAAGCCUGUUGUCCAGACUCGCUUGGGUUCGCACACUCCUUCGUUCGGCGUCCGUGUGUUUGAUAACAAGAAGGCUUUCAAGGGUUUCUUGAGCAGCGAGACUGGUGCUCAUGCUUUUGGCACUUGGGUUGGUCGUCAGAAGAACUUGGAUGACCAGGGUCACUUGGUUUUCUCUUCCUUCACCUGGACUGGCAAGGUUCUCCCCACCGAAAACGCUACUGAGGCUGUCACUCUCCCCUCCGGCACCUAUGAGAUCGUUGUUGCCUCUCAGAAGAAGCUCACCAAGGGAGCUUACCCUGCUGACUUUGAGACCUUUGAGUUGGGCAGCAUCAAGUUCUAAAAAGGCCUAUUCCUUCAUAUCCUUCAUGAAUUCAUUAUUUAAUCCCCCAAUCACUUUUUUCUUUUAAUGAACAAUGGCGACUUUUUUUUUUGUAAUUUAGACCCGUAGAAAAGAAAAAAGAAAGAAAAAAUAUAAAUAAUAAUGUUGCAUUUUUUUAAAGGCAUCUAUAAUCAAGAAAGAUUAAAU
This is a messenger RNA of Lobosporangium transversale, 2948 nucleotides long. RefSeq names its product peptidase S8/S53 domain-containing protein. NCBI's taxonomy places the organism in Eukaryota, Fungi, Mortierellomycota, Mortierellomycetes, Mortierellales, Mortierellaceae. The coding region runs from base 174 to 2762 and encodes 862 amino acids. The record is from RefSeq and is a predicted model, not a curated record. The transcript has 2 exons. Gene Ontology annotation, biological process: proteolysis. Gene Ontology annotation, cellular component: cytosol; membrane; cell wall. Gene Ontology annotation, molecular function: tripeptidyl-peptidase activity; serine-type endopeptidase activity.